Messenger RNA from Ambispora leptoticha, 765 nucleotides. The record is from the annotation of a GenBank genome assembly. NCBI's taxonomy places the organism in Eukaryota, Fungi, Glomeromycota, Glomeromycetes, Archaeosporales, Ambisporaceae.
AUGAGUACUUCUAAAUCGGCGGGUAAAAGACGAGAUGAUGAACCGUACGGGACAUCCUCUAAAACAAAGAGUAAGGCAGAAUUAAAAAGGGAGGAGGAGUCAUUCUCGAAGUACGUUAAAGAACAGCAAAAAGCUUUAAAGAACAAAGGGAAGAAUGGUGACUUUUCCACUUUCUCCAGUGGAAAAUGGCCCAUUGAACGCCUAAGUAAUGACGGAAAAAGCAUCAAACCAAUAAAACCACAAGGCAGAGUUGUGUACGGUACGCCACCACCCAGUUUUAAGAGUCGAACUGAGACUGAGCCAACAAAUAUACUAUUCGUUGCUGAUCAAGUGCGUGAUAACCCUAAUCCACUUACGGCGCCACAAAGAAAAUCUCGUUUCCCUCUUAAAGUUGAUUCUGCGAGUUUCGGGAUUAGUCUAGCUGAAGAAAAUAAUCAAUCUUCGGUGAAUAAAACCCCUUGUGAAACGAAUUUUGAUAUAUGCCAAGAAAAGAAUAACCAAUGCAUCACAUCAUUAGAGGGCAGAGAGAUUGCUGAAUUCCUGGACGAGGUACAUAAGAAAAGAGUUAGCGAUUCGUUCAGGCAGAGAAAGCAUGAGGAGAAGCUUAAACGUGAAUCAGUUAUCCAGGAUGUCUCUUCUGACUUAUCGUAUAACAAAGAAACCGUUAACACUGUUAACGAUCAAGUUCCGAAAUUAUCACAUGAUACAGAAACCGUUAACGAUCAAGACUUGAGAUUACCACGUGGGCAAGAAUAUUAUAGAUGA